AUGAGUACUGUAUUCAGUGAAGAGAUCCUUAUCGAUAAGCUCGCCAAGCUCAACAGCACUCAACAGUCCAUCGAAACUUUAUCGCAUUGGUGUAUAUUCAAUCGGGUGAAAGCUGAGUUGAUAGUGACGACAUGGGAGAAACAGUUUCACAGUACGGAGAUGUCUCAGAAAGUGCCUCUUUUGUAUUUGGCUAAUGAUAUUCUUCAGAACAGUAAGCGUCAGGGUAAUGAGUUCGUGCAAGAGUUUUGGAAUGUUUUGCCCAAAGCUGUUAAAGAUAUUGUUUCUCAGGGUGAUGAUCAUGGCAAAGGCGUUGUCUCACGUUUGGUGAAGAUAUGGGAAGAAAGAAGAGUGUUUGGGUCACGUUCGAAGAAUCUUAGAGAUGUGAUGCUUGGAGAAGAUUGUCCUUUGCCACUUGAUGUUAGCAGCAAAAAGAGGUCUCGUGGAUCCAAAUCCUCUAAACGGGACAGGGAGUCAAAAUCUUCCAGAACGAAACUAUCAAGUGGAGGACGUGUGGCUGAGAAGAUAGCAUCAGCGUAUCAUUUGGUUGUUGCGGAAAACUCGAAUGAAGAAGCUGAGAUGAGUAAAUGCAAGUCUGCUGUUAAACGAAUCAGGAAGAUGGAGAAAGAUGUUGAAGAAGCAUGUUCUACUGCAAAAGACAACCCGAAGAGAGAAUCACUGGCUAAAGAAUUGGAAGAGGAAGAAUAUCUUUUGAGACAAUGUAUUGAGAAGCUUAAAUCUGUUCAAGGGAGUAGGACUUCCCUUGUAAACCAGCUUAAAGACGCACUACGUGAACAGGAAUCUGAACUGGAGAAUCUUGAAGCUCAGAUUCAGGUAGCACAAGAACAAACAGAAGAAGCUCAAAACAUGCAGAAACGGCUCAAGGAUGAAGACUAUGUACCGAAACCAACAACCGUCGCUCCAGGAUCAGUCUCUGCUACCACGACAACAGACAACAAUGGCCAAGCAUCAAAAAUGACGCCUGCAUCUAUAGCUGCGAUGCUUACAGCUUCCACCUCAUCACAUAUGAUCAUGCAAUCUGUUCUCUCUUCAUUCGCAGCUGAAGCAACAAAGUCUUCUGGUCUAACCAAAACAGAGAGCACAGUUCCGGUUUCAGACAGUAACGCGUUUGUCCCUUCUUACAACAACUCACAGAACCAGACACCCGCCACACAAGGUCAGUACCAUGUGAUCCCUAAUCAACCAGCACCACCACAACCACAGUUCCUGAAUCCGCCGGUAAUGAACAAUCCUUAUGGGUUUGGUAACAUCCCGUUAAUGCCACCUGGACUUCCGCCGCCUCCUCCACCACCACAUAUGAUAGGUAAUCAACAGACUCAGACCAACUCAUCUCAACAACAGCCUCAACAAGGUACUUUCCAGCCGUCAGGAAUAAUGUAUUAUGGAGCUCAACACCACUCUUAA
Molecule: messenger RNA, 1422 nt
Organism: Eruca vesicaria subsp. sativa (arugula)
Lineage: Eukaryota; Viridiplantae; Streptophyta; Magnoliopsida; Brassicales; Brassicaceae
Source: the annotation of a GenBank genome assembly